AUGACGGAGUUCAUGCCCUUAGGUGGUGGUCCGGCGAAGGUGAGGGCCUCAGGUGGUGUUCUGACGAAGGCGAGGACCUCAAGCUAUAGUCCGGUGAGGGUGAGGGCCUCAGGUUGUGGUCCGGCGAAGGAGAUGGCUUCAAAUGGAGUCUUACUUGUCAGGAAUUCGACGAGUGAGAAGUUAAGUCAGGCUGGGAUAAAUUAUGAGAAAACAACGGAUGCGUCUGCUUCAGACCAUGGAAGUAAUCAUAGAUUGAUUGUUAGGCUUCCUAAUCCUGGUCGCAGCCCUGCAAGAAGCACCAGCGGAGGCUCCUUGGAAGACCCUUCAGCUGGUAGCAGAGCAUCAUCUCCUGGUGUCCCAGAUAAACCUGAGCGUGGAGAUCGGAAGGUGAAUGGAAGGGAUGAUGUUGUUAGAACUUAUACUCCUGCAGAUUUCAAUGGAGAAUCAUGGCAAAGCAAUGAUGUUAAGGAGGGAUUAGUCGCAUGUGAUGAGGGUGAUAGAUCACCUGCUAUUAUACCUAAUGAAGAAGUAAGAACGGCUGAUGAAACUCUGAGGGCUAUAGAAAUUUCUAGAACUGCCUGUUCAUCAUCAGGUAAUGAUAAGGGUGUCAAUGUUAGUGAACCCAAGAUGAGGAAUUCUUUUAGCUCCAUGAAUGCGUUGAUUGAAAGUUGUGCUAAAUAUUCUGAGGCUACUACACCUUUAUCAGGAGGAGAUGAUAUAGGCAUGAAUUUACUUGCGAGUGUGGCUGCAGGAGAAAUUUCCAAAUCUGAUAUAGUUUCACCCCCUCCAUCUCCAGGAGGUUCUCCUGCAACUGAGGGCCCUUGCAGUGGCAUAAAUGAGGCUAAGUCUAGGUUUUCUGCUGGCGAUUCUGGGUUUCGAAAUCUUGGCCCUUACGAUGAAAAUACUGAUUUCAACUCUGAGAAGCAUGGAAAGAAUAAUAUUCCCUUGUUUCCUAAGGAUGAGAUACAAGAGGUGGGUGUGAACUUCCCAUGUGAUAACAUUGGUGCCACCCCUGUGUUAGAAGACAGAACUCAACAAAAUGGGCUUCUUCCUGAUAUAAAAGAAAAGCGGGAGGAGGAUGAACAUCAGAACCAGGAUGAUCGGAGGAUUGGUGGGCAGGUUGCAGAUGUUCUUACAGAUUGCAAUUCUGAGGUAAGGAGCCCAACAGAUCAAAUCAAAACCAGCUGCUCUGUUCAUGAAACGAUUGUAGAAGGAAGCAAGUUCACAUCUGAUUCUAUUCGCAAAUCUUUGCCUCACGGGAUUGACUCUGAGGGUUCUGCAUCUUGUAAAAAUAUUGAUAAAUUAGUGAUUGGGGAUUCAUCAACAGCUCAUCCUUUUGAGGAGAGUGUUCAGGUUACUGCCACAUUAACCGGACAAAAACCACUUUCUGUUAAUGAAACCGAAACAGUGGUGGAAAGAAAGGGGGUUGAUGGACCUGCUUCCUCUCUUAUUGAUAAGCUUCCAUGCCCAGAAAAUGCUGAUUCAACAAAAAGUAAGAUGAUUGAUAGCUCAGAUGGUCGAUGCCAAGACCAGACUGAAAGGAAUGGAUCAACCAUCCCUGCCACAAGCAACAAAGCAUAUCUUGCAUCAGUUUCCAGCACUCAUGGCAAGCCCAAUGGUGCAGAGACCGUAGGUUCGGGUGAUCGUGAUCAAAUGCCCACUGUACAUAGGGAAGCUGAGGCAUCUGCUAAAAUAUCUGCCGCUGAUGGAGAAAGAAAGGAGGAAGUUUCAGCUGACAUUUUGUCAUUUGCUACCACUGCCGAGCAAGAUGCCGGGGCUAAGCUUGACUUUGACUUAAAUGAAGGUAUACUUGGAGAUGAUGUGAAUCAGGUUGAGCCAAUUUCAGCAGCUGCACCUGUUUACUCGCCUGCAAUAAGAAUCUCAAGUUUCUCAUCUCUUUCAUCUUCUUCGCCCAUUCUAAACGGAUCGCCAGCUCCCAUAACUGUUGCUGCUCCAGCGAAAGGAUCUUUUAUGCCUCCUGAAAAUUUGUUGAAGAGUAAGGGUGAACUGGGAUGGAAAGGCUCUGCUGCUACUAGUGCAUUUCGCCCUGCAGAGCCUAGAAAGGUUUUGGAGAUGCCGCUCAAUACUUCUGAUGUGCAGUCAUCGGACUCUACCACGACAAAGCAGGGACGUCCUCCAUUGGAAAUUGAUCUCAACGUUCCUGAUGACAGAUCUUUGGAAGAUGUAGCUUCUCAGAGCUCUGCUCAGACAACAGGUUCUGAGUCAGGUGUGAUUAGUAACCGUGAUUUACCUGCAAAAGCUGGUGGAGGACUUGAUCUUGAUUUGAACAGAGUUGAUGAAGGUGCAGAAAAUGGUCAGUUCUUGGCCAGCACCAACCAUCGAUUGGAAGUACCACUGUUGCCCACAAAGCCAGCGGCAAAUGGAUUCCCUAAUGGUGAGGUCUAUAUGUUAAGGGACUUUGAUCUUAACAAUGGACCUGGCAUUGAUGAUGUCGUUACAGAGCCACUUCCAAGAAGCCAAAAUAUGAAGAACAGUAAUAAUAUACCAUUUGUUCCUCCUAUUGUUGGUCUCAGAAUGAAUAAUGCUGAACUGGGAACUGGCUGGUUUCCAGCUGGUAACUCCUACCCGGCGGUUACUAUUCCAUCAUUCUUGUCUGAUAGAGAGCAAACUUACCCAAUGGUUGCAGCUGCAGGGGCCCAGAGGAUUUUGGGGACCGUAACCAAUGCCGGUUCGUUCGGAAGUGAUAUAUAUCGAGGACCAGUACUUCCAUCUUCGCCAGCCAUGGCUUUUUCGCCAGCUGCAACUGCAUUUUCUUAUGCUGGUUUUCCCUUUGGCUCCAGUUUUCCUUUGGUAUCUACAUCUUUCUCUGCUGGAUCAACAAACUAUGUUGAUUCUUCAUCUGGGGGACCAUACUUCCCUCCCAUCCCUUCUCCGCUUGUUGGAGCUGCAGGUGCUGUUUCAUCCCCUUAUGCCAGACCCUACAUGGUAAGUCUACCAGAAGGCAGUGCAGGUGGUGGAUCUGAUGGUAGUAGGAAAUGGGGGCGGCAAUGUCUAGAUCUCAAUGCAGGUCCGGGAACUGCAGAUGAAGUAAAAGACGACAGAGUGUCCUCAACAAGACAGCUUCAUGCUGCCAGCUCGCAGAGCUUCAUGGACGAGCAAGCAAGGCUAUAUCAAGUUGCAGGUGCUGUGUUAAAAAGGAAGGAACCAGAUGGCGGUUGGGAACCGGAAAGAUUCACUUUCAAGCAGCAGCCUUCAUGGCAGUAAUACCAGCGAUGAUAUUCGUCGGUGAUGGACGUGUGUGGUGAGCUACCAGCUAGAUUUUCUGUUCUCUCUCUCUUUUUGUUUUUUUUGGUUCUUCCCAUCACUCAAAAUAUGAUAGUGUUAAUGAUAUGUAUUUUAAUUCUAAUGCAUCUGGAUAAGUAAUACCUUGAAUUGCAGGCUCGGGAGUUUGCGGAUUGAAUCAAAAUUUUCUUUCUCACUAA
This is a messenger RNA of Dendrobium catenatum, 3443 nucleotides long. RefSeq lists its product as uncharacterized. NCBI's taxonomy places the organism in Eukaryota, Viridiplantae, Streptophyta, Magnoliopsida, Asparagales, Orchidaceae. The coding region runs from base 1 to 3225 and encodes 1074 amino acids. The transcript is spliced from 3 exons. The record is from RefSeq and is a predicted model, not a curated record.